GCCCCACGAAACACAAACGACUUUAUUGGUCAAUAGACUCAAUACUUCCACAACUACCUACCUACCUCCCGUCUCAUAAAAGUCCAUCCCCUCUUCAACUUUGUAGCACCACCACCCACACCAAAACAAGCCAUACGUUUUUCUUCUGCAACUCAAAAUGAGUGCUAAAAAUAAACCAUCAGAUUCUCAUUCCCUGGUCCUCCCAUGGAAGACCCGGAUCUCCGUCUCCGCCCUCUCCGCUGUCACCGACUUUUUUCGCCGAUCUGACGGCACCGUCAACCGCCAUAUCCUCUCUCUCCUCGACCUCAAAGCAAGCCCUAAUCCCAACCCCGUGAAAGGCGUCAAAUCUUCAGACAUCAUGGUCGACCCUUCUCGCAACCUCUGGUUCCGCCUCUUCGUUCCCACGGACACCGACACCACCACCACUUCCCUCCCCGUCGUCAUCUUCUUCCACGGCGGCGGCUUCACUUUCCUCUCCCCUUCCUCCUUCGCAUACGACGCCGUCUGUCGCCGCUUCGCUCGUAAACUCCCCGCCGUUGUUAUCUCCGUCAACUACCGCCUCUCCCCGGAACACCGCUACCCGUCUCAAUACGACGACGGAUUCGACGUCAUUCAAUUUCUCAAUCGCAGCGAACUCAAACAACUCCCGGAUUUUGCGGACUUGUCGAAAUGUUUCUUAGCUGGCGACAGUGCAGGUGCCAACCUGGCACACAACGUGGCAAUCCGGGCAAGUCGGGAAGGGUCCCAGUUCCAGGUCGUUAAAAUUAUCGGGUUGAUUUCGAUCCAACCGUUUUUCGGAGGAGAGGAGAGAACGGAUUCGGAGAUUCGGUUGCGGAAAAGUCCGAUCGUUUCGUUGGAACGAACCGAUUGGCUUUGGAAGGUGUUUUUGCCUCAAGGGUCGGAUAAAGAUCAUGAGGCAGUUAAUGUGAGUGGGCCCAAAGCGGUUGAUAUUUCGGGUUUGGAGUAUCCGGAAACGGUGGUGUUUGUUGGGGGAUUCGACCCGUUACAGGAUCGGCAGAGGGGUUACUAUGAGUGGUUGAAGAAAUCUGGGAAACAGGCUCGCUUAAUCGAGUAUCCAAACAUGAUGCAUGCGUUUUAUGUGUUUCCAGAAUUGCCUGAGUCGUCUCAGUUGAUAGCACAGGUCAAGGAUUUCGUUUCCCAUAAAUGUAAAACUUCCAAUUCCCAAUAAUAAUAUUAUUCCAAGAAAGUAAUAUGUAGCGUACACACUCUCACUUUCUCUCGCGCACUAGUGUGUAGUGUAUAAUGAGGUGUGUAUUAGUUUUUUUUUUUAACCCUAUUUAAUUGAUAAUUAAAAAGAAUAACAAAAAGUGUACCAUGCAGCUAGUUGAAUUUGCCUAUUGUGUCCUGAUGCAUCAAUCGGUGGUUAGGGAAAACCCCAAAUACUAGACACAUGAUGUAUUACACUUUUAUCAUCAAUGAAAAAAUAUUUCUAUCUUCUA
Quercus robur (English oak) is the source of this 1460-nucleotide messenger RNA. RefSeq names its product probable carboxylesterase 18. NCBI's taxonomy places the organism in Eukaryota, Viridiplantae, Streptophyta, Magnoliopsida, Fagales, Fagaceae. Gene Ontology annotation, biological process: pollen tube growth. The record is from RefSeq and is a predicted model, not a curated record. The transcript has a single exon. Bases 158 to 1189 code for a protein of 343 amino acids. Gene Ontology annotation, molecular function: carboxylic ester hydrolase activity.